GGGAUGCUGCAGGUGUUCGCAUGCAGUUUCUUAGCUCUGUACGCGGUUGGAGUGAGAGCUCAAGAACCCGAGUUCAGUUACGGCUGUGCGGAGGGCAGCUGCUACCCCGCCACCGGCGACCUUCUCAUCGGCCGCUCGCAGAAGCUCUCGGUGACCUCUACGUGCGGGCUGCACAAGCCCGAGCCCUACUGUAUUGUCAGCCACCUCCAGGAGGACAAAAAAUGCUUCAUAUGCAAUUCACAAGAUCCUUAUCAUGAAACACUCAAUCCCGAAAGUCAUCUCAUUGAAAAUGUGGUCACUACAUUUGCUCCAAACCGCCUAAAGAUUUGGUGGCAAUCUGAAAAUGGUGUGGAAAAUGUAACUAUCCAACUGGACUUGGAAGCUGAGUUCCAUUUUACUCAUCUCAUAAUGACUUUCAAGACAUUCCGCCCUGCUGCUAUGCUGAUUGAACGAUCAUCUGACUUUGGGACCACCUGGGGUGUGUACAGAUAUUUUGCCUAUGACUGUGAGAGCUCAUUUCCAGGCAUUUCAACUGGACCUAUGAAAAAAGUCGAUGAUAUAAUUUGUGAUUCCCGAUAUUCUGAUAUUGAGCCCUCAACGGAAGGAGAGGUGAUAUUUCGUGUUUUAGACCCUGCCUUCAAAAUAGAAGAUCCUUAUAGCCCAAGGAUACAGAACCUCCUAAAAAUUACCAACCUGAGAAUCAAGUUUGUGAAACUGCAUACUUUGGGAGACAAUCUUUUGGAUUCCAGAAUGGAAAUCAGAGAGAAGUACUAUUAUGCUGUUUAUGAUAUGGUUGUGCGAGGAAAUUGCUUCUGCUACGGCCAUGCUAGUGAAUGUGCCCCUGUGCAUGGAUUUGAUGAAGAAGUUGAAGGAAUGGUCCAUGGACAUUGCAUGUGCAGGCAUAAUACCAAGGGCUUGAACUGUGAACAGUGCAUGGACUUUUAUCAUGAUUUACCCUGGAGACCUGCUGAAGGUCGAAACAGCAAUGCCUGCAAAAAGUGUAACUGCAAUGGACACUCCAGUUCAUGCCACUUUGACAUCGCAGUGUACUUAGCCACGGGAAAUGUUAGUGGAGGCGUAUGUGAUGACUGUCAGCACAACACAAUGGGACGCAACUGUGAGCAGUGCAAACCCUUUUAUUAUCAGCACCCACAAAGAGACAUCCGGGACCCAAAUCUCUGUGAACCAUGUACCUGUGACCCAGCUGGUUCUCAGAAUGAAGGAAUUUGUGACAGUUACACUGAUUUUUCUACUGGUCUCAUUGCUGGCCAAUGUCGCUGUAAAUUAUAUGUGGAAGGAGAACAGUGUGAAGUUUGCAAAGAAGGCUUUUAUGACUUAAGUGCUGACAAUCCAUAUGGUUGUAAAUCGUGUGCUUGCAAUCCUCUGGGAACAACUCCUGGUGGGAAUCCUUGUGAUUCGGAGACUGGCUAUUGCUACUGUAAGCGUUUGGUGACAGGACAGCAUUGUGAUCAGUGUCUGCCAGAGCAUUGGGGCUUAAGCAAUGAUUUGGAUGGAUGUCGACCUUGUGACUGUGACCUUGGGGGAGCCUUGAAUAAUAGCUGCUCUGCAGAAACUGGCCAGUGCUCCUGCCGACCCCACAUGAUUGGGCGUCAGUGCAAUGAAGUGGAAUCUGGUUAUUAUUUUAUAAACUUGGACCACUACAUCUAUGAAGCUGAAGAAGGCAUCUUUGGACCUGGUGUCAGUGUAGUGGAGCGGCAAUAUAUCCAGGACAGGAUUCCUUCCUGGACUGGGGCAGGUUUUGUUCGAGUGCCUGAAGGAGCCUACUUGGAGUUUUUCAUUGACAACAUACCUUAUUCCAUGGAGUAUGAGAUUCUGAUUCGCUAUGAACCACAGCUUCCUGACUAUUGGGAAAAAGCUGUCAUCACAGUGCAGAGACCUGGAAAGAUCCCAACCAGCAGUCGAUGUGGUAAUACUGUUCCUGAUGAUGACAACCAGGUGGUGUCUCUCUCACCUGGCUCUAGGUAUGUGGUUCUUCCUCGCCCUGUAUGCUUCGAGAAAGGUGUGAACUACACAGUGAGGUUAGAGCUGCCCCAGUACACCUCCUAUGAUAGUGACCUGGAGAGCCCCUACACGCUGAUUGACUCACUUGUUCUCAUGCCAUUCUGCCAAUCGCUUGAUAUCUUCACGGUGGGAGCUUCAGGAGAUGGGUUAGUCACCAACAGCGCCUGGGAGACCUUCCAGAGAUACCGAUGUUUAGAAAACAGCAGAAGCGUGGUGAAAACACCGAUGACUGAUGUUUGCAGAGACAUCAUCUUUAGCAUUUCUGCACUCAUACAUCAGACAGGCCUGGCCUGUGAGUGCAACCCUCAGGGCUCCCUGAGCUCCGUCUGUGACCCCAAUGGAGGCCAGUGCCAAUGCCGGCCCAAUGUGGUGGGAAGAACCUGUGACAGGUGUGCUCCUGGCACGUUUGGAUUCGGCCCCAGUGGAUGCAGACCUUGUGAGUGUGAUCUGCAAGGAUCUGUCAGUGCCUUUUGCGAUACCAUCACUGGCCAGUGCCAGUGUUUCCACGGUAUAUACGCACGACAGUGUGAUCGGUGUUUACCAGGCUACUGGGGCUUUCCAAGCUGCCAGCCCUGCCAGUGUAAUGGCCAUGCUGAGGACUGCGACUUUGUGACAGGGCAGUGCUUGAGCUGCCAGGACUAUACCACGGGCCAUAACUGUGAAAGAUGCCUGCCUGGUUACUAUGGUGAUCCCAUCAUUGGAUCAGGAGAUCACUGCCGACCCUGUCCUUGCCCAGAUGGUCCUGAGAGUGGACGCCAGUUUGCCAAUAGCUGUUAUCAAGAUCCUAUUACUCUCCAGCUCACGUGUGUUUGUAAUCCAGGAUACAUUGGCACCAGAUGUGAGAAUUGUGCCCCUGGCCACUUCGGCAGCCCUUCUGAGGUGGGCGGUACAUGCCAGCCUUGCCACUGUCACCACAAUAUUGAUAUGACAGACCCAGGAGCCUGUGACAAGGAAACGGGGCGUUGCCUCAAGUGCCUGCACCACACGGAAGGGGAGCACUGCCAGCACUGUCGCCUGGGAUAUUAUGGGGAUGCCCUCCAGCAAGACUGUCGAAAGUGUGUCUGUAACUACCUGGGUACUGUGCAGGAGCACUGUAAUGGCUCCGACUGCCAGUGUGACAAGACUACAGGGCAAUGCUUAUGUCUUCCCAACGUCAUCGGACAGAACUGUGACCGCUGUGCCCCCAACACGUGGCAGCUGGCCAGCGGAAAAGGCUGUGAACUUUGCGAAUGUGAUGCUACUCGUUCCUUCGGACCAUCUUGUAAUGAGUUCACAGGACAGUGCCACUGCAUGCCUGGCUUUGGAGGCCGUACCUGCAGCGAAUGCCAGGAGCUCUUCUGGGGAGAUCCCAACGUGGAGUGCCGAGCCUGUGACUGUGAUGCCAGGGGCAUUGAGACACCACAGUGUGACCAGUCCACGGGCCAUUGUGUCUGCAUUGAGGGUGUUGAAGGUCUGCGCUGUGACAAAUGCACUCGAGGAUACUCGGGUGUCUUCCCAGACUGCACUCCCUGCCACCAGUGCUUCGCUUUGUGGGAUACAAUCGUCUCUGAAUUGACCAACAGGACCCAGAAAUUUCUAGAGAAAGCCAAGGCCUUAAAGAUCAGCGGAGUCAUCGGGCCUUACCGGGAGACCGUGGACUCAAUAGAGAAGAAAGUCAGUGAGAUUAAAUACAUCCUGGAUCAAAGCCCUGCCACAGAGCCGCUGAAAAACAUUGGGGCUCUCUUUGAGGAAGCAGAGAAAUUAACCAAAGACGUUACUGAAAAAAUGACUCAAGUAGAAGAGAAAUUAUCUGACACAGCUUCACAAAGCAACAACACAGCCAAAGAACUAGCUGCUCUACAGACAGAAGCAGAAAAUCUGGAUCGUACAGUGAAGGAGCUUGGUGAUCAAUUGGAAUUUAUCAAAAACUCAGAUAUCCGAGGUGCCCUAGACAGCAUCACCAAGUAUUUCCAGAUGUCUCUGGAGGCUGAGCAGCGGGUGAAUGCCUCCACCACUGACCCUGGCAGCACCGUGGAACAGUCAGCUCUCAUUCGAGACCAAGUAGAAGACUUGAUGUUGGAACGAGAGUCCCAAUUUAGGGAGAAACAAGAAGAACAGGCCCGACUUCUGGAUGAACUGGCAGGCAAACUACAGAGUUUAGACCUAUCAGCUGCUGCAGAACUGACCUGUGGAACGCCUCCAGGAGCCUCCUGUUCUGAGACUGAAUGUGGCGGCCCAAACUGCAGAACUGAUGAAGGACAGAAGAAAUGUGGAGGGCCCGGCUGUGGUGGUCUCGUCGAUAUUGCACAUUCUGCCUGGCAGAAAGCCAUGGACUUCGACCAAGAUGUCCUGAGUGCUCUGGCUGAGGUGGAGCAGCUCUCCAAGAUGGUCACCGAAGCAAAACUUAGGGCAGAUGAAGCAAAACAGAAUGCACAAGAUGUUCUGUUGAAAACCAAUGCUACCAAAGAAAAAGUAGACAGGAGUAAUGAGGAGCUGAGAAAUCUGAUCAAGCAAAUCAGAAACUUUUUGACUGAAGACAGCGCUGAUUUGGACAGCAUUGAAGCCGUUGCUAAUGAAGUGUUGAAAAUGGAAAUGCCUAGCACCCCAGAGCAGUUACAGAACUUGACAGACGACAUCCGGGAAAGAGUGGAAAGCCUUUCUCAAGUCGAAGUUAUUCUGCAACAAAGUGCUGCCGACAUUGCCAGAGCGGAGAUGUUGUUAGGAGAAGCUAAAAAAGCCAGCAAAAGUGCAACAGAUGUAAAAGUCACUGCAGACAUGGUAAAGGAAGCUCUGGAAGAAGCAGAAAAGGCCCAAAUUGCAGCAGAGAAGGCAAUUAAACAAGCAGACGAGGACAUCCAGGGGACACAGAAUCUGCUAACUUCGAUUGAAUCAGAAACCGCAGCAUCUGAAGAAACUCUGUUCAAUGCCUCCCAACGCAUCAAUGAGUUAGAGAGGAAUGUGGAAGAACUUAAGCGGAAAGCUGCUCAGAACUCUGGAGAGGCAGAGUAUAUUGAAAAAGUAGUAUAUACUGUGAAGCAAAGUGCAGAUGAGGUGAAGAAGUCUCUGGAUGGCGAACUUGAUGAAAAAUAUAAGAAAGUAGAAAACUUAAUUGCCCAAAAAACUGAAGAGUCAGCUGAUGCCAGAAGGAAAGCUGAAAUGCUACAGAAUGAAGCAAAGACACUUUUAGCUCAAGCAAACAGCAAACUACAACUGCUACAAGAGUUAGAAAGAAAAUAUGAGGACAAUCAAAAAUAUUUAGAAGACAAAGCUCAAGAACUAGUACGAUUGGAAGGAGAAGUUCGUACACUCCUGGCGGAGAUAAGCCAUAAAGUUGGUGUUUAUAGCACCUGCUUGUAACAAACAAAGAAGUCAUUAUAUAUGACAGUGAGGUAACCAAAAUAAAAUGGCCACAUUUUAAUAACUGACUUGGUGAUUUUCAAAUAAGAUUCAUUACCUAUUUAAUAUUUUAAUCACAUUUUGUAUGGAAUUAAAUAAAAGACAAUGCUUUUCUAUAA
Molecule: messenger RNA, 5516 nt
Organism: Suncus etruscus (white-toothed pygmy shrew)
Lineage: Eukaryota; Metazoa; Chordata; Mammalia; Eulipotyphla; Soricidae
Gene: LAMB1
Product: laminin subunit beta 1
Exons: 33
Coding region: 4-5358 (1784 amino acids)
Biological process (GO): substrate adhesion-dependent cell spreading; cell migration; basement membrane assembly
Cellular component (GO): laminin trimer
Molecular function (GO): integrin binding; extracellular matrix structural constituent
Source: RefSeq, a predicted model, not a curated record